GAUAAGCUGAUCGAUCUUCAACGUAUAUAAAUCUUUUACAUAAAUAUAUAACCAAAUGAAUGCUGAUCAGUCCUAUGAUCAGUUUUCACAACAGUAUACAAAUACAGUACCCAAUCGCGCAGGUAAAUCAAUUUUGCAAUCAUCUCGUUAUAAAUUUAAUUAAUGCACACACCAACAACGCCAACUUGUUUUUUUCUUAUGCCAAUAAAUAAGCCCCAAAAAUCAUGCAACACUAAUUCGAUCAGAUUUCCAGAAUCCAUAUAAUACCAUUCCAUCCCACUAUUCCUUUCCUUCUUCAUUAACCCUUCUCUCAUAUUUUUUUUUCGUCAGUUUCCAGACCAAUGGAGCACAUCAAGCCCCAAAUUCCCCUAACCAUUUUAUUCUUGACAACUUGCAGUUUGCUUUUGUUGUUGUGUGGUGCAGAUGUGAGUCAAGACAGGCAGAAAUGUGCCAACCAACUCGUAGGUUUGGUGGGUUGCCUUCCGUACGUAAGCGGGGAUCCCAAUGCCAAAGCUCCGACGAUGGAUUGUUGCAGUGGACUCAAAGUUGUGCUGGAUAAGAGCAAGGAAUGCCUUUGUAUUUUGGUUAGGGACCGAAAUGAUCCGAGCCUCGGUCUCAAAAUCAAUGCUACUUUGGCACUCGGACUUCCUGAUAAAUGUAAAACGCCCGCCAACGUCAAAGACUGCCCCGCGCUGUUGCAUUUGCCACCCAACUCUCCAGAUGCUAAAGUGUUUGAUGAUUUUGGAAACAGUGGUAAUGGAAGCGUUACUGCCCCAUCUCCUCAUUCUGGUACGCUCUACCAAAGUGAUAUAUGCAUUCGUAGAAACUAUAUACUUCUUUCGUCUCAAAAACGAUAUUUUAUUGUUAUACUAGAAUAAUGUAACUAAUAACUAAAUAUGCACCUUCUAAUUUUAUUUUAUUUUCAAGUUUGGCCAUUUUGGCCUACCUUCCAAAGCUGAAUAAAAAUAUAUUUAUUUUGUCAACCAAUUUCCACCAUGUAAAAUUUGCAAUUUUCUUCGAAAAAAAGAAACGGAAUAAACCAUGAUUUUUUUUUUUUUUUUUCAUGUGAUAUUAAUGUUAGCACAGGUUACGUCGAUAACGGUCCCAAUCAUGAACAUCGUUAUAAUUUAUCCAACGGACAUUUAAUUAAUUCCUCUCCAUUAUUGGUAGUACUAAUUAAAUCAUUUUUCUUCUUCAAUUCCUUUUCAGUUUCUGACAAACGAGGUUAUUUAUUUUGGGGAUUUGUAUAGGUUCCAGUACUGGUGGUAAUGUGCAAUCAACCACUGCAAGUAAGAAUGGAGGAUCAAGGACGAUCGGAUGGUUGAGAAUCGAGAUGGUUUUAGGGUUGAUGAUCAUCGUCGCGCUUCAUAUUGUAUCCUGAAAUAUUUAAGCUCUUUUAUUUUUUUUUUCAAUUGUCAGACCAAAUGCAGAAGACGAUCCUCCAUUGAAGUUUGAUUAGUAGUACCACCUACAAAAAUAAGUAGGUUUACAUUUCCUCUUAUGUUUGUGUACCUUACAAAGCCGGUUCAUCAAUUCGUGAUCAAUUGAUCUGAAAAGUCCCAAUCAAAACCACCCACCAUCUCUGUUGGCACAGCUAGCCUUCUCAUUUGCAAAUGUUGUGUUUUUUUUUUUUGGGGGUUGGGUCUUGUUUCUUCUUUGUAUUCUGCAUUUCUCAUGUGAGACAUGGAUUAGUACCUUUUAAUUUAUGGAGCUUUGGAAUUGCACUUUCUUCUUCGUCUCCACUUUUUAACUUAUAUUUGGACUUUGUUUUCUCAUGCCAAUCGUGUGCACAGUAAUUCUUGCAUUCGAAAAAAGAAAAAACAAACAACCAAAAAACAAAUUUUCAUGUUAAUUACGUACAUUUUGCGAAUGAAUUUUUUUUAGAACGGAGAGAAUGGUACUGAGUGCUGAUUAUUAUAAUAAGGAUUAGCGGG
Molecule: messenger RNA, 1934 nt
Organism: Oldenlandia corymbosa var. corymbosa
Lineage: Eukaryota; Viridiplantae; Streptophyta; Magnoliopsida; Gentianales; Rubiaceae
Source: the annotation of a GenBank genome assembly